AUAUGUUUUUGUAUGCGUGAAGUGUGCACUAUCUUUCAAAUCCGUUUCACAUAAUAUUUUAUGUAUUAAUAUACUAAGAAGGGCAUUUGCAGAAUACGUAGCAAAAUGGUUUUGUUGACUAUGAUUGCAAGGAUAGCUGAUGGCCUGCCUUUGGCGGCAACAAUGCAAGAAGAUGAACAGUCCGGGCGAAACAUACUGGAAUACCAAAAUCAAGCUAAAAUGUUGUUCCGGAAGCUGAAUACAUUAAGUCCAUCUCGUUGCAGCAUAGAAACUGGACCAUAUUUAUUUCACUACCUUAUAGAAAAUGAUGUUUGCUACCUUGUGUUAGCAGAAAAGAACUACUCAAAAAGACUUGCAUUUUCAUAUCUCGAAGAUUUGGCGCAAGAAUUCCACUCACAGUAUGGGAAAAAAGUAAAUACAGUAACAAGGCCUUACAGUUUCAUUGAAUUUGAUACUUACAUUCAGAAGUCCAAGAAAGUAUUCACGGAUUCACGAGCUCGUCGAAACCUCUCAGCUCUUAAUACAGAACUGCAGGAUGUGCAGAGGAUAAUGGUUCAGAAUAUUGAUGAUGUUCUGCAGAGAGGAGUUGUAUUAUCAGAAUUGGACACAAAAGCACAGAAUCUGUCAAUGCUGUCACAGAAAUACAAAAAAGAUGCUACAUUCCUCAACACCAAGUCAAUGUACAUGAAAGCAGCAGUUGGUUGCAUCGCUGUUUUAGUGGUGUUCCUCUACUUCUGGGUCCUGUGAAUUAUCAUGUGAAGACUGUUUAGAAUGUGGCUGUGAAGACAGUACAAGACACAGCAAUUCCUUUAUUGCUCUUCCAUUGCAAGUUGGUGAGCUUUUUCUGCUCUUCCCAUGCCAGUUUCCUGCUCCUGUAGAGCAGCACUUGACUUCAACCUGCCACAUUUUGUCCUCUGGUAUAGUGUAAGUUGCAGUGGGUUAGGAAUUAAAGGACUUGAUGUGGUAUGUUGGCAAGGAGCAGCAGUUUGGGGUUGUUGAAUUCUUUAAAUAAGUGCUAAGGUGGUAUAUAGUUUUAUGUGAACUGACAUUUUUACUGACACUGGAAUGGUAUUGGUGUUUUCAGUAUAAUAAGUUACAUCAGUUUCUGUUGUUAAAUAUAUCCUUAUACAUACACAUUGAUUUGUACUUUAUAUCUGCCUGGUGGCUCUGAUUUCAGAGUAAUUAUAAUGAUUUGGCCAAUAUGCCACAUCCAAAAGUUGCUUUACUGAGAUGGUAAAGGUUUAAACUGUGAUUAUUUUCCCUUGCAUUCAGAUUUUUAUUUGCAGCAGAUGGUAACACUGUGGUUAUGCCAGCACUUGUAUUGUUGGGGUAUUUACUGGUUGUAAAUAAAGUAGUGCUUUCCUGGAACAUGAAUAUAUUCUCAAUAAAGCAACUUUUAUUAUAUUAUUAUUAUUUAGGACCUCUUGUAUAUUGUGUGUGUAUUCCAUAUAGAAUUAUGGAUAUAUGGACAUGGAGAGGGGAAAUACACAAUUUUAUUUAAUAAGCUUAAAUUUACAUUGUUUCCUCUCAUUGUGUUUGUUGGUAUAGUGUUUCAGGCUUGAGCUGUGACACGUAUGAAGUCACUUUAUAGGUGAUAAUGAAUUGUGGCAAAAUCUCAGGAGAUAUAUGAGGGAUCUGUGUUCAGUUUUCAGCAGUAGUGAGACUCAAACUGGUGAAGUUAACUUUAGGAUAUAUUUAUGGAUAAAAGUAAAGUCAGAAUCUACUUCACUGUGAAGAUAUCCAUCAGAUAUUUCAAACAUAUCGUUCAUCAACUGUGAGCUGGACUGGCUAGGAAAUGGAUUACAGGGCUUUGGUUUCUGGCAGGGCAAAAGAUUCUUCUCUAUGCCACCACAGAUUCUGGGGCCUGUGCAAUGGGUACUGGGCAAUUUUCCCCCAAAAAUAAAUUGGCCAGAGUAUGAGCUUGACCCUUCAUUCCCAUCUGGUGUGGGGGUUAACAUGCUUGGAGCUAUACCUCCAUUGUAUAAUAUACUUUCAAAAUAUGGUGCUUGGACACAAAAAUUGUUGUAUAUUUUUUCUUACACUGAUCAGUUCAUUGACACCAUUUUGUAAUGUCUCUAAGGAACUUGGUCUUUAAUUUGGGAUAUGUAAAUUCUGAGAGUAUAGAUGGGUUACAUUCAUUGACGUGUAUUUUUGCCUAUAUGAAUGCACCCUUACGACAUGAUGCAGUUUUAAAAAUUCUUUUGAGCUGAGUGCUUGUGUAAUCAAAGCUGGAGUGAGGUGUGAAAGAUGGUUUUGAAUUUACCAGGAAAAUGACUGUACUACGAAUUGAGGAUCCUUUCUUGCACUGUUCACCUGGAUUUGGGGUCCUUUCUUGCCAAUGGGGUGCAACAGUGUGUCCCAUUUAUCUGAUUUUGGGUUCAUGCCAAAUGUGCAUAAGUGUCCUGUCCUGUUUGAAUUGAGAAUCCUGUCUUGCCCAGUAGUGAACUAGGGUAUUUGUGUUUGCUCACUUAUUAUUUUCAUCAGCUCACCAUCAUAUUCUUCAUGCAGCACCUAGUUCCCUUCUGUGUGCCUGAGGUUGUGAUUCACAUGUUUCCUCCUAUUAAUUUUCCACUGUCUGAUCAUUCUGAUCACUAGAAUCACAUCUUCUGAUAAACUCUGGAAUGUGCUGUUAGCAAUAUUUUCACAUUUAUUUAUGUAGAAGGAACUGGAUAAUAUGAAUCACUAUCAUGUAUUUACUGUUAAAGUCUGGAUGCAAUUUUAUGUUAAUUUCAGUCACAAGCUUGAAAAUAUGGAACCCUGUAAUUUAAGUACUACCGUCAUAUAAAUUGAUCUUUAACAGCCAUUAACUUCAGUCCACAGCUAAGCAUACCGUUUCUAAUUAGCACUGAUAUUUCUACUGCUAAUGCACAUGUCUAAUCUGGUGACUGUUCAUUUCUAUUACAUGACACCAUUAUUGCCUUGACGUUCAUUUACCGUGGAUACAAACAGAUUGUAAUGAACGGGAAAUAUAUUUCAUUUCACUUUAUGGAACCAAGAGACUACUAUGACUACACUUCAUUCAAAGUGUAGGAUUAGUAAAGGGUUAAUCAAAAUGGGAAGCACAGCAGAUCAUUGAAGGUUCAGAUUAUGGCCUACUAGGGUUCCCAGAUACCUCGUUUUCUUCCGUGUUUUCACCCAAAUUUUGUUCCUCUGUUUAUUGUUUACCCAGAGUCGAUAAUUCUCCGUUUUUUUAUUUAAGUCCAUUGCGAAUUAUAUUUCAUUGGUUAAAUAUUAUCAUAAAAUUUCUGUAAUCCUUGGAAAAUGACAUUGUUAUAGUUUCUUUCGUUAUGUUGCAUUUCGUGAAUGUUGGCAACACUUGAGGUUCUAAACCAAAGUGGAGGUUGUUGGUGACAGUGUAUUUUUAAUCCGUUCCAUCUUUGUUAGAGAGGGCUACGUAAUAUUUUUUUGUUCUAUAAAUGUGUAGUAGGCCUAUGUAAUACAGAUGUGUAGUAGCAUUUUGUAAGUUAUGUAGUAUGUUGAUUAUAUUUUAUAGCCUGUUAGUUGUGAAAAAUGUCGUUACAAACGAGCAACGAGACAUUGCUCCUUUUUUUAUUUUACAGACUCUGGCAACCCUAGGUCUACCCCUCAUACAUUCAUUCAUACUUUUAUUUCAUAACUUUGUGGCACAUUCGUAUUUUAUUUACAAGGCUAAACAACAAUAGAGGAAUAUAUUAUUCUUUCUUUGUAUUUCAACAAUUUCAUGCCAAAGUAAUUAUAGUAGGUGAAUUUUUAGAGCGCUGUUGUAUUGUACUUUGAGUUAUAAAUAUUAAAAUAUCUAAGUUGUACCUUAAUCCCCAAAUGUAGCAGACAGCAGCCCUAAAUACUGUGUUCACAAAGCUUAAUAGGAAUAGAUGCUGAUCUAGAAUUAACACAGAAAGGACCAAAUAUAUGUUUGUGUUUCAAAACGAGGGGUGGGGGGAUCAGUAGAAUUUUAGAAUUCAGCGCUGUUCGUCUAGAUAUAAUCAUAGAAUCCUUUGAGAAAGAAACUAACAAAUUCAAAUGAUACACAUAAUGAAAUAAAUCUGAGAAGUGAAUGC
Cryptotermes secundus is the source of this 4037-nucleotide messenger RNA. It is a transcript of the gene Sec22, whose product is annotated as vesicle-trafficking protein SEC22b-B. The transcript is spliced from 5 exons. The coding region runs from base 106 to 747 and encodes 213 amino acids. Gene Ontology annotation, molecular function: SNAP receptor activity. Gene Ontology annotation, biological process: endoplasmic reticulum to Golgi vesicle-mediated transport; vesicle fusion with Golgi apparatus; retrograde vesicle-mediated transport, Golgi to endoplasmic reticulum. NCBI's taxonomy places the organism in Eukaryota, Metazoa, Arthropoda, Insecta, Blattodea, Kalotermitidae. The record is from RefSeq and is a predicted model, not a curated record. Gene Ontology annotation, cellular component: Golgi membrane; ER to Golgi transport vesicle membrane; SNARE complex.